Molecule: messenger RNA, 1517 nt
Organism: Episyrphus balteatus (marmalade hoverfly)
Lineage: Eukaryota; Metazoa; Arthropoda; Insecta; Diptera; Syrphidae
Exons: 5
Coding region: 105-1439 (444 amino acids)
Source: RefSeq, a predicted model, not a curated record
ACGUUGGUCUUUGACAUUUCACAAUUCACAAAUCACAAAAGGAGAUCAUCAAAAUUAAAACUUUGCAAUAUUUUUUUUAAACUUUUCGUGAUUUUGAUUUAAAAAUGAAUUUAGAAUUAUUAUUAUCCCAUUUGCUAACCCUGCAAAGCAAUGCUGCAGUGAUAAGCAAUGAUCUCAAUAGACGUAUUCUUUUAUACAGGAAAAAACGUCAACAAUGUUUACUAAACAUUUUACGAGCCUAUAAUAAAAAACAAGCAUUACUGAAGACCAAGAGAAUCGUUUGGACAAAAACGCGUACUAGUAAAUUUUGGAAAGAAGACAUACCCAAAAACGACGACCAAUUUUUCAAAGAAAACUUUCGAACUACAAGGGAAAAUUUUGAAAUUCUGUGUUUCCAUCUUCGAAACUUAAAAAAAAAUGACACCCAAUUUAGGAAGUCCAUACCACUUCCUAAAAGAAUAGCGAUAGCCUUGUAUACACUCGGUUCCUCCGCAGAAUACCGAAGCGUUGCAAAUCUUUUCGGAGUGGGAAAGUGCACCGUCGGCAACAUUUUACAUGAAUUCUGUGAGGAGGUUUGGAAGGUGCUACAUCCAAUCUAUUUAUCUGCAUACCCACUCACUGAAGAUAAAAUAAAAGAAAACGUUGAGGGGUUUUCAAAGUUAGGCUUUCCGCAAUGCUUCGGGGCUAUAGAUGGUUGUCACAUAGAGAUUCGACCCGCCGCUGAAAAUGCAAUAGACUACUACAACUACAAGGGUUGGUAUUCAACCGUAUUACUAGCUGUUGUUGACUACAGAUACAGAUUUCUCUACAUCAGUGUUGGCAGUCCCGGGCGUUGUAACGACUCUUCAAUUUUCGAAAACUCAUCCUUGAAAGUGCACCACCAGGAUCCAAUACUCAAGGCAAUGUCAAAAAACUUAUGCGAUGUGAAUGUACCACCAGUCGUCCUUAUUGGAGAUUCGGCUUUUAGAUUUUCCGACAUUUUGAUGAAACCGUAUCCAUAUAGUACGUCUCUGACACCAAGACAGAAAAAUUUCAAUUUUCAUCUUUCCAAGAGUAGAAGAGUGGUUGAAAAUGCUUUCGGUCACCUGAAAGCCAGAUUUCGACGAAUUGGAAAGGGGUUGGACAACCACAUUGAGAACACAAAUCUCAUUAUAAAAUCCUGUUGUGUACUUCAUAAUUUUUUAAACUCGCAUAGUGAUGAAAUUAAUUCUCAGUGGUUGCAACGCUCAACGGAAGCUACAACAAGGGAACAACCAGAGUUCAAUUCCAUCAUAAAUGAUACAAACCCAACUGCAAACAACAUCAGGAAUGCAAUAAGUAAUUACUUAGGUCUUGGCAUGGAUGAACUGGAUGAGGGCCCUGGACCUUCUAAUACUGAUAGAAGAAUUUCUUCUACGUCCUCAGUCUCAUCAGAAUCAGCAGCCUCCUCCAAUGACUGAGAACAAUGAGGCUCUUAAAUGAGAAAACAUUUAUUCAAUAAUUUUUUUUAAUAAAAUAAAAUAAUAUUGUUUUGCCUA